Molecule: messenger RNA, 489 nt
Organism: Entrophospora candida
Lineage: Eukaryota; Fungi; Glomeromycota; Glomeromycetes; Entrophosporales; Entrophosporaceae
Source: the annotation of a GenBank genome assembly
AUGCUUGAGAUGAUAGGUGUAUUGGGUCCAUUUUAUGAAUUUACUCAGAUUUUGGGUGCCAGUGAUUAUGUUACCAUUAGCCUUGUGUAUCCUUUGAUAAAUACAUUGAAGGAAGAAUGCAAAAACACAACAAAUAAUGUUUAUGAUUAUGAGGUGGAUUUUGAGUCAACUGAUGAUGUUUUUGAUGAUGUUGAUGUUGUGUAUGAAGAAGAAGAUGAGGAAAAUGAUAAUGUUGGUAAAAUUGCAGAAGAAUUAUUAGGUUGUGUACUUGACCCAAGAACAAAAAAAAUCAAAUUUUCAUCUCAAACUAUACAAGAACAAACAUUUACACUUUUAAAAACUAAAUUUAUGGAAUUUUCUCAAAUUGAAUCACAAAUAUCUACUGACAAUUCUAUACCAAAAAAAAUUAUUAAAUCAAAUAAAAUAUAUAAACCAACAUUAUUGGAAUCUACUUUUGAUAGUCAAGGAAAAUCUGCAUUAGGUGAAUGA